AAUUUCAUACUAAAUUAUUAAAAGUAAAAAUUCAAAAGCUCGAAAUUUUGUGUGUUGCUUGCACGCUUGGUUUACUUUAAAGUUUGGUUUAGCAUGAAAAAAAUUCUGUUUUGAAAUACUCAAGAUGAAUUCUUCACAAAGACUGUAUGGUAACCUUUGUAGUAAUGCAUUUAAGACAAAAAAAAUUGAUCCGAAGUCUUUGAAAAGCAUUAAAGAGGCCAACUUAGCUCAAAAGUUAGCUCAUAGAUUGCGUGUGGCUAUUCUCGAGGGUGGUUCCGUAAGUUUCAAACAAAAUUCAAGUCUUAAGGAAUCCGUACAAACUGCUUUGAAUAAUGGUAUGCGCAUGAAGAAUAUCUCGAAAAUAAUUGAGAAUUUCGCCAAUCCUCUUGAUCCGCUCCGUACGCAUAUACUUCAAGUGCGACUUGGUCGGAAAAUCUGUGCCAUUCUUACCGUCAAUUGUGGUUCGUUAAAACAAAUUAAGUACAUUCUGCAACCACUUCUGAAGCAGUUCAAUGGAACUUUCACUACCGUGUUGCCAUAUUUUAACUAUACGAAUGAUAUUGAAGCUAUAAUAUCAUAUCGGGUCGUGGCUCGUUUUGGAGAUUUAGAGAGCAAACUAUUUCACGAUGGUUUGGCUUGUAAAGCGAAAAAAGUUGAAGUGGUGGAUUAUCAAACUGGCGCUGUCAACUUCAAAUGUUACCCAAGGGAAUUAAAUACAACAUGCCAUUCUAUAAAGAAGAAGGGUUAUACUAUUUUGCAUUUCGAAUGUAAUUUUGUACCGAAAUCACCAGUUCGAUUGACUUCUUCGGAAAAUGAAUUCUAUUACAAGUUUCUGUCUAUAUUACUCAAGGAUCCGCAUGUAUUGAAGGUUUAUGAUAAUGUUUUGGGUUAAUAUAUCCACAUAACGACAAUACAAAUUCUGAUGUGGUUUAUUUUAUUAUAAACAAAUUCUUAAAAACGUGAUUACUUGUUAUUGAAGGACUUAAAAAUAAAUUUAGGAUAUUAUAA
Molecule: messenger RNA, 1008 nt
Organism: Teleopsis dalmanni
Lineage: Eukaryota; Metazoa; Arthropoda; Insecta; Diptera; Diopsidae
Exons: 1
Coding region: 125-892 (255 amino acids)
Cellular component (GO): mitochondrion
Source: RefSeq, a predicted model, not a curated record